AUGCUCCGUUUCAACCUUGAGCAGUUCGAUCUGAGCAUGAUGCAAAGCUUUAGAACAAUCUGCGGUGUCAAAACCACCGGCAAAUUUGCGCUCAUCCGCUGCACAGCUUACGUCCCACACCGUGCAAUGCUGUGCACCUCGGUCAGCACCAAGGCAGACGAUGAGGAUGAGCAGAGGAUAGACACCAUCAGCCGAAGAACCAUGCAAAGCUGA
Parastagonospora nodorum SN15 is the source of this 213-nucleotide messenger RNA. RefSeq lists its product as hypothetical. The transcript has 3 exons. Bases 1 to 213 code for a protein of 70 amino acids. NCBI's taxonomy places the organism in Eukaryota, Fungi, Ascomycota, Dothideomycetes, Pleosporales, Phaeosphaeriaceae. The record is from RefSeq and is a predicted model, not a curated record.